Molecule: messenger RNA, 1005 nt
Organism: Coregonus sp. 'balchen'
Lineage: Eukaryota; Metazoa; Chordata; Actinopteri; Salmoniformes; Salmonidae
Source: the annotation of a GenBank genome assembly
AUGGAGGCCCAGUGGGUGCCUAACCUCCUGGAACUCCCAGCACACACACAGAUCAACUACAUGGUUACAGACUUGGAAGGAGGUCCAUGGCCCUCCUCACCGGUGGAGGACAGUUACCGGGCCAACAUACUGACCAGGGGUAUGUUCCCAGGUCAGCUGACCACGGUGGGCAUGCAGCAGCUGUAUGAGCUAGGAGAGAGGCUGAGGAAGAGGUACAUCCAGGACACGGACUUCAUCAACCCUACCUUCAGCCCUACAGAGGUCCACUAACAUUGUGAGGACAGUGUCUGGUGGCAGGACAGUUCCCAUUCUGAUCAUUGAGGCAGAGUCAGAGAUCCUGUAUCCUAACUACCACGAGUGCAGACUGCUCAAACUCCUCAGCGGUCAUCGCUGGGCGGAGUCGUCCACUCUGCCAGACAUCGCUGCGGACCUGAGGAGCAACCAGAGUGCUCUGGGCAUCACUGCCCACCAAAGUGUUGACUUCAUCCAUCAGGGAUGACACGAUGGCCAGAGAGACACACGGCCUGCCCUGCCCACCAGUCCUGGACUCCUGGAGGAGCACAGUGGAGCAGAGAGCCUUGGAGAUGAUCUGUCACAUCUACGAACCCAGCAAGAGGGAGAACCUGCAGCUGUGUGUGGGUCCCCUCUUCCACACCCUGAUUGGCAACAUAAAAGACAAACUGCAGGGCUCAACCUCAGAGCUCAACAGGAAGCUGUUCCUCUGCCCACUACACCACUCUGAUCCCCUGUCUCAUGGCUCUGGGGGUUUUUGACAUGCGAUGGCCACCGUACGCCACUGACAUCACCCUGGAGCUGCAUCAACACAGGCAGACCAAAGAGGCCUUUGUCAAAGUGUCCUACAUUGGCAAGGACCAGUUGAUUCCAGGCUGUAGUGGAGUCUACUGCCCCCUGCAGGAAUUCAAGCAGGCCUUCUCUAACUUCUCACUGACCUCUGAACUCUACGAGUCACUCUGCAACCGCACAGAGGGCGCGGCCGACCUCUGA